AUGUCGGCCCAAAUAAUCGAAUCUCACCGAGAAAACGCCGAUAUCUACACCGACGAGACGAUAUGCAAGCAAAAAUCCCUUGAACUCCUGGAGAAAAUCAACCUCCCCAAGGGUUUGCUCCCUUUAGACGACAUCGUUGAGGUUGGCUUCAACGAGGCUUCGGGAUUCGUCUGGCUGAAGCAGAAAAAGAGUAAGACGCACCAAUUCCGUGCAAUCAAUCGCAGCGUAUGGUACGAUACAGAGGUGACGGCGUUCGUUGAGGACCGUCGGAUGAAAAAGCUUACAGGUGUCAAGAGCAAGGAGUUCCUGAUCUGGGUGACUAUUUCUGAUAUUUACAUUCAGGACCCCGUCUCUGGGAAAAUUACUUUCGGCACCCCUACUGGUAUUUCCAGGUCUUUUCCUGUGUCGGCGUUCGAGGAAGAAGAGGAGAAGAAAGAUAACAAUUAA
Fraxinus pennsylvanica is the source of this 447-nucleotide messenger RNA. The record is from the annotation of a GenBank genome assembly. Lineage: Eukaryota; Viridiplantae; Streptophyta; Magnoliopsida; Lamiales; Oleaceae.